Labrus bergylta (ballan wrasse) is the source of this 9588-nucleotide messenger RNA. Lineage: Eukaryota; Metazoa; Chordata; Actinopteri; Labriformes; Labridae. The record is from RefSeq and is a predicted model, not a curated record.
AUGCCUCCGGGGAUGGUGCGUUGUGUUUCAGUGUUAGCAGUCCAAACGCUGCUAUCACUCCUGCUGCUCGCCGCAGGGCCCUUCACCUCACUACAGAGCGGUCUCGUCGGAGCAUCAGAGUCCUUCCCCUCCAGUGAUUACCCCACCUUUAUGCGCAAUGACACUCUGUUUGAGCACUUGGCCCUGCACCCGGACCCCGCUGUGAGUCGGGUCUACGUCGGGGCCCGGGAUCACCUGUUCCAGUUGGAUCGAUUCCUCCAGUAUGAUGGCCACGCUGCCACUGGACCCGUCACAGACAGCAGGGAGUGCUUACCCCCCGUGACUGAGGUGAACUGCCCUCAGGCCAGGGCAACCAGCAACCACAACAAGCUCCUGCUGGUGGACCCUUACUCCAUGGAGCUCAUCACGUGCGGGAGUGUCAACCAAGGAAUCUGCCAGAAACGAAGUCUGGACUCUGUGGAUGUUGUACUUUUCUCCACAGAGAGGCCGGUGGAUACUCAAUAUGUAGCAGCCAAUCACCCUAACGUUAGCACCGUGGGGCUCGUGGUGCGCUCUCAUCCUGACAAGCAGCCUCUUCUGUUUGUGGGACGGGGCUACACCAGCAGCCACCCUCCUAUUUCCACGCGUAACCUCGCCCAGGAGCCCAUCUUUUCCUACGAGGAAACCGCCAAGUUAGCCGUGGCCGGUCGUCUCUCAGAAUACGACCAUCACUUUGUAGCGUCUUUCACCCACCGCCAGCACGUGUACUUCCUCUUCUACAGGCGGGAUUUAAAGUCGCAGUCGCGGGAGUACCGCACCUACGUAUCUUGCGUUUGCUUGGAGGACCAGGCGUACUACUCCUACGUGGAAGUUCCUCUGACGUGUCGACAGGCGGGAAAAAUAUACAACCUCCUGCAAGCGGUCCAGCUCGGGCUCACCGAGGCGGGCGACGGGACUCUUCUCGGCGUCUUCUCCACUCGUUUGACUUCAUCGACUCGUCCCAGCGAGGACUCGGCCCUCUGCAUGUUCAACCUGGAGGAUGUGGACCGCAGGAUUAACUCCACCAGGGACCUGUGCUACACACAGAUGGGCAAAGAGUCAGGAGUGGAGGCGGCGUACAUCGAGUACGAAGUCAAAUCCAACUGUGCCAACCUGCCAGAGAACACUCUGGAAGCGUACCCCUGCGGCUCCGAUCACACCCCCAGCCCGAUGGCCAGCAGGAUCGCCGUAGAGGCUGAAACCAUCCUGGACAGCCCGUCUGCUCGUCUCACUGCUGUGGCCGUCAGCGUGAGGGCGGGACAUACCAUCGCCUUCCUGGGGGACUCUAAGGGGAACCUGCACAAGGUGUUCCUGGGGCCAAACGGUGAGGUAGAGGAGUAUUCUGUCAUCUCCAUCCAGCAGAACGCAGCCAUCAGUUCGGACCUGAUCCUGGACCAGAACGAGGAGCAUCUCUUCAUCAUGACUCAUAACAUGCUGCAGAAGAGGCCCGUGGCUGAAUGCCAGCAGCAUCCAGACUGCCACUCCUGCCUGCUCGGACACGACCCCUACUGUGGCUGGUGCGUCCUGGAGGGAAGGUGUGCGUUGCAGUCAGAGUGUUCUCGUGGGAAGCAGCCCGGCCAGUGGUUGUGGAGCUUUGACAUGGAGCAGCAGUGCCUGACCAUCCAGGACCUGAACCCGUCCAACAUCAGCCGGGAGGAGAGCAGGACGGUGUCUCUGUCUGUCCCAGGACUUCCUGUUUUGGAGAAAGACGAGUAUUACUCUUGCUACUUCCAGGACGUCCACAGUCCCGCCAUCGUCACAGCAACUGGGGUCCACUGCCAUUCUCCGGACACCCGCCGUGUACCCACGGUGCCUCCAGGACAGGACUUCGUCACGGUCCCCCUGUCCCUUCGCUUCGGGGACGUCACCGUCACAGCGAGGGAUUUCACCUUCUACGACUGUACGGCCGUAAAGCAGCUGUCUGGCAGCAUGCCCUGUCGUGGUUGUGUUACGAGCAGAUGGGGCUGUAACUGGUGCGUUCACCAGCACCUGUGUACCCACAAGCCCACCUGUGAGGAGGGGGUGGUCAUCUACAACCACCAUUUUAAACUCCCCACCUCAGCUCCUCCCACCACCAAACCUAUUAAAGUCAUCACAACAUCCACUACCACAACGGCCGCCCCAACCACCGCCGCCAUGACAACAACAACACAAACAACCACCGUUACUACGCCCACGACAACUGCCGCCCCUGUUACUGUAGCAACCACUCAGGAGCCGACCACCACUCCCGCACCCACAACCCCACCUACGACUACUACAACCACCACCACCACCACCACCACCACCCCUGAGCCGACGACCCCACCCACCACCCUGCCAACUCAGCCGGCCACCACCCUGCCCUCCACUACACCUGCACCUACCACACCUCCCCCUCCAGAGGUUACCACGGCGAUGGAAGACGAGACUGAAGCAAGGGAGCAUGUCGUUACACUAAGUUACACUGAAGGCGACGCGGUGACACCCACCGUCCUCAUGGGUGCCGUAGAUCCUGUAACAGCAGCUGAAGGCUUAAGCGAAGAUCUGGAUCCUGUGAUGCCUUUGAUUAUCCCGCCUCAAGAUCCUGACUCCCCCGACCUGGACGUCGUGACUGAAUCGCCCACCAGCGACGCCCAGGAAGCCGAGGGAGCUUUUAGCCUGGCAGAGCCUCCCACUCCGACCUCAUCCGGCUUUCCCCUUCCACUGCCCUUCCCGAUGGGCGAACCCGACGACCCUGAGCCCUCCCUCUACCUGGAUCUGACCCUCGCUCCCACUCCAGGACCGACACAGGACUCUCAGACUAAAAGCCCAGAAGCCCCCUCGGAUGAGCUCCUAAUGCCUGAAAAAGAAGACCCAGAUGUCCACGCCGAGCCGGAAAACGACACGACCUCGUUUUCGGCGGCUGCUGUGUUGUCAGGUGACGGUGAGGUCGACCACGCCCCCCCAUCCUACCUACAACUGAUGGAUUCUGACUCAGAGCUGGACUACCAGUACGAUCCAGCUGACGCCUUCCUCCCGGGGGAUGAGGGCUCUUAUGUCAGCUGGGGCUCCUCAGCUUGUCCCUGCGUGGAGAAGGUCCAGGGUUCAUCACUGCUGCCUGUCAAAGUGGAGAGAAAGAUCACGCUACUGGCACGCAACCUGCACCUCUACCAGGACUCAGAUCUGGACUACGAGUGUGUGCUGGUCAUCGAGGGGCAGACUGUGGUGGUGGACGCCUACGUGGAGAUGGACGACACAAAUCCAUCGAACUAUGACAUCACCUGUCAACUACACCAGUACACAUACUCUGCUCCAGUAGAGGAGUACAAUGCCAUGGUGUAUGUGAAGAGGAGGGACACCUUCCAUGUGGACAGCUCUCCUGAUCUCUACGUGACUCUGUAUAACUGCUCUGUGGGACGCUCCGACUGCAGCCGCUGCCACACAGCCGACCAGAAGUACGGCUGUGUUUGGUGCAGCGGUGCUCACGCCAGCUGCCUGUACUCAGACUCCUGCAGUGAACCGGUGCAGCAGACGUGCCCCGCUCCAGUCAUCCACUCUAUCGAGCCUCUCUCUGGCCUGCUGGACGGCGGCACCCCGCUGACGAUCUCCGGCUCCAACCUCGGCCAGAAGGCUGAAGACAUCCUCCAAUCUGUGUUAGUCGCUGGGGUUCCCUGCACCGUCAUCCCCCGCCUUUAUGAGGUCUCCUCCAGGAUUGUGUGCAGGACCGAAGCGAGUGGAGGAGAGAAGAUUGGCCAUGUGUCUGUUAAAGUGAGCGGAGGAGAGUUUGGCAUUUCCAGCCAGACAUUCAGUUACCAGGACCCGUUUGUGAUGGGUGUGUCUCCUGAGCGAGGGCCCAAAGCUGGAGGAACGACCUUGACGAUCACUGGCCGACACCUUCUGACAGGACGUCCCUCUGACCUCAGCAUCACUGUGGGAGGGGUCUCCUGUAACAUUGUGUCGGAGGUGCAGAGGUCCAGUGUUCAGUGCGUGACAGGCAGCAGUAAUAAGACCGGAGAUCACCGGGUCACCCUGCAUUACCACAGCAGCCAACGCCACCUCAACACCCCUGCCUACCGCUACACCAACAACCCCAACAUCACCCACGCCAUGCCUGCAAAGAGCUUCCUGGAUGGUGGGCGGCAGAUCUUUGUGUCAGGCCACAACCUGGAUGUGGUGCAGGAGCCGAGGAUGGUGGUGACGGUCUCCCCGUUAGAGUCUCUCCAGAAUAAAGGCAGGAAGCGACGGAGGAGGAAGAGGAGGAGUGGAGAGCAGCAGGAGGGAAGCAGAGGGAAGACUUUGGAAAGGCCAGUGAGGAUGCUUCCUGACCAUAUCUGUCCUGGAGACCCGCUGUGCUCUGUCAAACAGUUUGUGGAGCGCUGCGAGGUCAACUCCUCCACCCUGAUCUUGUGUCGCUCCCCCGUGGUGGACUCGUCCGUCUGGGGUUCAAAGGUCACGGUGGAGUUUCUGCUGGACAACCUGCGCUUUGACUUCAGCGGCCUGAGCACCCAGACCUUCAGCUACGAACCCAACCCGGUCCUGAGGCCCCUGAACCAGCAGGACCCGGUGAAAGCCUACCGCUACAACCCCGGCAGCUUCAUCCAGCUGGAGGGUGAAAACCUGGAUCUGGCCAUCACGAAGGACGAGGUGGUUGUGUUGGUCGGGGAAGGUGUGUGUGCUGUGAAGACUUUAACUAGAAACCACCUGUACUGCGAGCCUCCACCUCAGCAGCCUGCGCCGCUUCACAACGGCAAGAAGCGCGAGGGCUCCGACAGUCUGCCCGAGUUCACCGUCCAAAUGGGCAACCUGAACUUCUCCCUGGGAAAGGUUCAGUAUGACAACCUGGGCCUGGCCACCUUUCCCCUCGAGGCUCAGAUUGGAGUCGGCGUCGGGGCGUCGAUUGUAGCUCUCAUCGUCCUCAUCAUCGUUCUCAUUUACAGGAGGAAGAGUAAACAGGCUCUGAGGGACUACAAGAAGGUCCAGAUCCAACUGGAGAACCUGGAGACCAGCGUGAGGGACCGCUGCAAGAAAGAGUUCACAGACCUGAUGACGGAGAUGAUGGACAUGUCCAGCGACCUGGUGGGCACCGGCAUCCCUUUCCUCGACUACAAGAAGUACGCCGAGCGCAUCUUCUUCCCGGGCCACAGAGAGUCUCCUCUGAGGAGAGACCUGGACGUUCAGGAGUGUCGGCGGCAGACGGUGGAGCAGGGUCUGGUGCAGCUGUCCAACCUGCUCAACAGUAAACUCUUCCUCACCAAGUUCAUUCACACUCUGGAGAGCCAGCGGACCUUCUCCCCCAGAGACCGGGCGUACGUGGCCUCUCUGCUGACCGUGUCCCUGCACGGCAAGCUGGAGUAUUUCACCGACAUCCUCAAAACUCUCCUCAACGACCUGGUCGAGCAGUACGUGGCCAAGAAUCCCAAACUGAUGCUGCGACGGACGGAGACGGUGGUGGAGAAGCUGCUGACCAACUGGAUGUCCAUCUGCCUCUAUGCUUUCCUCAGGGACUCUGCGGGGGAGUCUCUCUACAUGCUGUUCAGGGCAAUAAAGCACCAGGUAGAUAAAGGCCCGGUGGACGCUGUGACGGGGAAGGCCAAGUACACCCUUAAUGACAACCGCCUGCUGCGAGAGGACGUGGAGUACAAGACCCUGACUCUGAAUGUCUUGGUUCAGGGCGGAGGAGUGAACGAGAGCCAGCCGCUGCCCUCUAAAGUUUUAGACUGUGACACCAUCACCCAGGUGAAAGAGAAGCUGCUGGAUCAGGUGUACAAGAGCACCUCGUUCUCCCACAGACCCCACGCUGACACACUGGACCUGGAGUGGAGGUCGGGUGUUGCCGGUCAUCUCAUCCUGUCAGACGAGGACUUGACGUCCGUCGUUCAGGGCAACUGGAAACGCCUCAACACGUUACAGCACUACAAGGUCCCAGAUGGUGCGACAGUAGCGCUGGUCCCUCGUCACACUAAACACAUUCACCAUGACAACCACGACUACGUGGCAGGAGAGAAGACUCCGAUGCUGGAGGAUGCGGAUGAAGGCGGAGUCAGGCUGUGGCAUCUGGUGAAAGCCAGCGAGGAGCCCGAGCUGCCCAAACACCGCAGAGGCAGCCUGAGGGAGAGAGAGAGGGCCAAGGCCAUCCCCGAGAUCUACCUGACCCGCCUGCUGUCCAUGAAGGGGACUCUGCAGAAGUUUGUGGACGAUCUGUUCACUGUAAUCCUCAGCACCAGUCGUCCUGUCCCGCUGGCUGUCAAAUACUUCUUUGACCUGCUGGACGACCAGGCGGGACAGCACGGCAUCUCGGACCCGGAGACGAUACACAUCUGGAAGACCAACAGUCUGCCUCUGCGCUUCUGGAUCAACAUCGUGAAGAACCCUCAGUUCAUCUUCGACGUCCAGGCGUCGGACCACGUGGACGCCGUGCUCACCGUCAUCUCCCAGACCUUCAUGGACUCCUGCACCAUCGCUGAGCACAAGCUGGGACGGGACUCUCCCAUCAACAAGCUGCUGUAUGCCAGAGACAUCCCCCGCUACAAGCAGAUGGUAGAAAGGUACUAUGCAGACAUCAGGCAGACCAUCUCAGCCAGUGACCAGGAGAUGAACUCCGCUCUGGCUGAACUUUCUCGGAAUUAUUCUGGAGAGUUGAACUACCUGGUGGCCCUUCACGAGCUCUACAAGUACAUCAACAAAUACUACGACCAGAUCAUCACAGCGCUGGAGGAAGACCCCACAGCCCAGAAAAUGCAGCUUGGCUACAGACUGCAGCAGAUCGCGGCCGCCGUGGAGAAUAAAGUCACCGACUUGUGACAGAGGAAACACCCACCAGAGACGAGUACACAGAGCGGGACGGGAAGUGGGCGGAGGAUGAGGAGACUUGCACCCCCUGCAGGCUGAACUGAAAACAGAAAUGACAGCAGACAGACUAAUGGGAGGAUAGUACUCACCGUCCUCUGUGGAGGAAGAGUUGGAGUCAAAGCAGAGAUUUUGAAGAGAACUUUCUUUUUUUUUUUAACACUGAGGAUCAGAAGAUUCAGUUUGGCAUUGAAGUUCACACCCUGACAUCUUCUAUCCUUGCUUUUGGAGUUGGCUAAGGAUGAACCAGUAUCUUCAGUGUGGACACUGUGAGACCCUCGAUAGAGGAAGAGCAGCACAUGGACACAAAGAAAGGAGGGGUGUGAUACCAGACGAGCCUGCUGUCCACAUGUUCCCUUCAUGAAGAGACUCAUUAAGGAACAUUUUUAUCUACUCACAACACGUGCUGGACGUCAAACUUUAUGGUCUUACACAGCAGAAGAAACCCGCUGAUCCACAGUCAGCUGAUCGGAUCUAAAGACUGAAGAAUCAGAGAUAGAUGCCUCCCCCCCCUUUUUUUUUUUCUCCUAAAACUCUGGAGUGAAUUUUAUGAAGCGGUACCUCUUAUGCCUUUUGUGCUUGUCACUGCUGUACGGUCCAAAGUGAUUUCUCUGCGUGUGUGUGUGUGUGUGUGUGUGUGUGUGGUGAUUUGUGUGUGUCACCAUUUAUCCGUGUUGCCCUGGUAAUCAAUCUACAUCUGAUGUUUUCAGUUUUUCUUGCUUCUAGUACAAAGUAGUGGUUAUUAUAUUUUAAGAUGUCAGCAGUAUUCAGAAAACAAUGAACUCAGAUGGUUUCAACAGACAGAUUUUUACACACGUCUCACCAUUCAAAUUUUUAAACUCCGAUAUCUCACUCUGAUCAUUUUGUUCUGACUUUUUUUAACUGAUUUUUAUUUAUUUUUUUAAAUCAAAUUUCAAAUAUUGAGUUUAAAGUGAGAACCCUGAUAAUAAAGUCAGACGUCUGAUGAUAAGUAAAAGAAAGUCAACAUGUGUCGGAUAAAGGCGACAUGUUGAGAUUACAUUCAGAAUUUCAACAACAAAGUAAGAUUUUUAAGAAUAACGGGAAAAUAUGAAGUAAAAGAAGUAUAAAAAAUUUUUAAGUCCGCUAUGUGACUCCAAAAAAAUCUAAAUUCUGACUCUUUUAUUCCUUUUUAACCAUUGUUUUUAUUUGUUUUUCUUCUAAAAUUAAAGAAAUCAUUCAGACUUUAAAUGUUUUACUUAAAUACUUUUUCUUUACAUAUGACCCUUAUCCUCCUCCAUAGUUUUUUUUUUUCUGGACACGGGCAUGUGUUUAAGAGUGAAACCUGGGUCACAUCCAUUUCUACGAGCCCCUUCACUGAAGGCUGAACGCUGGGACUUGAACAAGUCAGUGCCGCUCUCUACCUCUGAAUACUAAACUUACUUCUGUUGACCCAACACAACACUGCUGCGAACAUUUCUAACUAUUGGAGAAACAAAUGACUGAUCUGUCUUUCUGCACAUAGACAUCAGCUAGACACACCUGCACACACACUCACACACAUUUCAAACAUGUCUAGUGUAUCUUCUCCCUUUGUGUGAAACUAGAAAUCACAAUCUGCUCGUCUAUCGAGCAUUUUAAGGUACUUAAACCAGACUGAGUGACUGUUUUUUUUUUUUGUUUUUAUUGUUUCCUGCUUUUCUACUUAUUCAUGUGGAUGUGGCUGUAGUGUACACGUCACUGGAAAGAUGUUUGGGGGAAAACUUCCAUGAAGAAGUUCGUCUAAAUGAAGUGCAAACCGCUGUGUUUUAUAGUGCACGUCAGUGAUACUCUUAUUUUGUACAUUUUUAACAUUCCUUUUAGACCUUGAAUCCUCUUCCACUCCCAAGCUUGAGGUGUCGGUACGUAUUGAAACGUUUUGGUGUUGUCUUUUAUUUGAACGCGAGGUGGCACUGCGUCAUCCGCUGAAGGGUCUGUAUGGUCCAGUUGUUACAGGUUGGCAUUAAUCAUAUUCCUGCUGUUUUCACACUGUUCUGCUUUCAUUUGGAGCACAGAGGCCUAUUAAACAUGAGCUCAUGUUUGCUUUUUUAUUUGACAGGACAAAGACUGAGAUGGUUUCAGGGUGAUUAUCAGGGCUGGGUAUGAUGGGAUGUUUGUCGUCUAUCCACUGACUUAUACACAACCUCUGACAUGUAUGAGUACACAACAGUAUCAGCAGCGAGUUAAUCAAGUUUGCAGGAUGUUUACACUUUUUUUUUUAAGGUGCAAUAAUCACACAAUAUCCAUAAGAAACCCAGACUGAGAUUCUGACCCAUUUAAGUGCCAAAUUUGGUUCCAGCUGUUGUAUUCAGAGCUGUUGACACAGUUUAGUCUCCUCUAAAUAAGUAAUGAGGCUUCAUACCCAGCCCUAGUAGAGAGUAACCCAACAGGAUGUGAGUGAAAAGAUUCACUCGGUCUCAUUUCUCUGCCCCUCCUCCUCCUCCUUCUUGUGUGUGUGUGUGUUUGGCCUAAAGUGUGUCAUUCCCAGGACCCGUGCUCAGCGUCACCUAUAGGUUCAUACAUGCAUCCUUCAACACGAGUUCAGUGUCGCUAAAGUCGGCGCUCUCUGAGGAACAAAACUAUAACUGUUGUAAAAAUUUGGCAAUGUAGAGCAGGCUCUGCAAGGAGCAGUUUUAAGGAUAUUUUGUGUGUUAAUAUCAUUGUACAUACUGAUUUGAAAAUGUAACUGUAGUGAUUUAACCGGUUUAAUAAGAGAAGGGGCAACUUCUCACAGAUGCUGAUGUAAUAAAGUAUUCUUAAAAUGUG